AGCCGCUUGGGCUCUGACCAUUUUUUGGCCCCCGCAGGGUGAUUAUUUCGGGCCAGGCCGCCUGCCGCUGCCGACGCGGCCACGCCAAUUCGCUGGGCGGCCGCCCACCGCCCUGCAUGGACGACCGCACCGUGGGCGCGGCGAUGCGCGGCGCUGCCGCGCCGCUGCCGGGAUCCCUGCCGGUCCGGCCCGCGGACGCGGACGGCUUCGACCUCCUGACCUGGGCCUUCUGCAUGUGGGCGCUGCUGUGGACCGCGCUCUUCUACGCCUGCAGCUACUGGGCCGGCGCCCUGCUGGGCCCGCGCCGGCUGCCCCCGAGCCGCAAGGCGCACGAGAACGACUGCUACUGGGUGGGCCGCAACCUCGUCGGCGUGCUGCACGCCGCGCUGGUCGCGGCGGUCGCCCUGCCGGCGCUGGCGGUGCUCGCGGGCGCGCCGGACGCCGCGCGCUUCGCGUGCACGGGGCACCUGGGCUGGUGCAGCGGGGGGCCCCGCACCUCGGCUCAGCUGGCCUCCGUGCCCGGCGGCGAGCUGGCCGCGGAGGCCGUGGCGGCUGCCGGGCUGGCCUUCACGGCCUUCAUCGCCGUGGACCUCGUGCUGUCCGUGCUCCACGGCUACGCCACGCUCGACCACGUCGUGCACCACGUGGCCUUCGUCACCGCCGGGCUCAUCAUCCGCUGGCACUGCAUGCUGCCCUUCAACGCGGCGGCGCUCCUGUCGAUGGAGGUGUCGACGCCGUUCCUCAACCUCGCGCUGCUGUACCGCCACAGGGGGCAGGAGUUCGCGCUCCCAGUGAAGGCGGCGGGGGUCCCCCCCUUCGGCGCACCCGGUCUUCGUGGCCCUCUACGUGGUCUUCCGCCUCGGCGUCAACUCGUACGCCACCCUCGUUCUCUGGCUGCACCGCGACAUGGCGAUCCCCCCCGCGCGUCCCCGAGUGGCAGGGCGCCUUCCUCCUCGCCGCCGUGGCGGCCGGCGUGGCGGUGCAGCUCUUCUGGCUGCCGCGGAUCGUCCAGAGCUUCGCCUCGGGCCUCGGCCGCCGGGCGGCCGAGGCCGAGCCCGGCAGCAGCACCGACGACUGCGAGGCGGGCCAGGCCGGCAAGGGCGAGUUGAUGGGCGAGGGCCUCUGAGGCGAGGGCGAGGGGCGCGCUGCUGGGCGGUCGCGGGCGCCCUUCCGCCUGCCCACCGCGCGCCCCGUGCACGCGCUCGCGCCUCCGCGUGCUGAGGGCCCGCGCGGGCCCUGGGCGACGAGAGGGGGCCUUGCCCUCUGCGAGGGGAGGCGCGCCUGGCCUGCCCAGAGAGAGGCCCUCCCCCCCCCGGGGAGCCUCCUCUCCGAGGGGGGCGACGCGUCCCUUCGGAGAGGCCCCCCGAUCCUCCCUCAUUCAGCUCAUCC
This is a messenger RNA of Prorocentrum cordatum, 1389 nucleotides long. The record is from the annotation of a GenBank genome assembly. NCBI's taxonomy places the organism in Eukaryota, Dinophyceae, Prorocentrales, Prorocentraceae.